Messenger RNA from Didymosphaeria variabile, 1023 nucleotides. RefSeq lists its product as uncharacterized. The record is from RefSeq and is a predicted model, not a curated record. Bases 1 to 1023 code for a protein of 340 amino acids. Gene Ontology annotation, biological process: pantothenate biosynthetic process. Gene Ontology annotation, cellular component: cytoplasm. Gene Ontology annotation, molecular function: 2-dehydropantoate 2-reductase activity. NCBI's taxonomy places the organism in Eukaryota, Fungi, Ascomycota, Dothideomycetes, Pleosporales, Didymosphaeriaceae. The transcript has a single exon.
AUGCCUACCGAGAUCCUUAUCGUCGGCGCCGGCGCCAUUGGAGCCUUCUACGCAUCACGCCUCGCUCGUGUUCCCGACGUCCAUGUCUCCGUCAUCUGCCGCUCGAACUACAAAGCUGUAAAAGCGCACGGCUUCCGAGUGACGUCGGCGCAGUAUGGCGACUACACCUUCACACCCACCCACACAUUUGCAAACCCCGACGAAGCGCGAAACAGCCGAAAACAGUGGGACUAUAUUGUUGUGAGCACGAAGGCGCUGCCGGACGUGAGUGACGACUCUGCGAUCCUGCAAGGACUAGUUGGCGAUAGGACAGCCAUUGUGCUCAUACAGAACGGGCUGGGUGUGGAGGAGCCGUACAAGAGUAGAUUUCCAGAUGCCGAAAUUUGUAGCGCUGUCACUAUCGCGAGUUGUGCGCAGACGAGCCCAGGCCAGAUCAAGCACAACCGCUGGACCCGGAUAAACAGCGGGCCAUACCUUCCGCACCUGGACACUGGGAGCGCAAAAGAGUCAGACGCAAAGGCAAUCGAGAAGAACGGUGGAUUCAUAGCGUUGCUGCAGAAGGGUGGUAUCAUGGACGCGGAAGCCUACGAUCAUGCCAAACUACAGCUGGUCCGAUGGCACAAGAUCGCCAUCAACGCAUCCAUGAACCCGUCAUCUGUACUUGCAGGCGGUAUUUCAAAUAACGUCAUGUCUAAUGACUCCGAGCUCUCAAUACAUCUGAAGGGCGUCAUGGAAGAAGUGUUAGCUACAGCACCGAAGAUCCUGGGAAAGCCGUUCCCGAAGGAAUUUGCGACGCCGGAACGCAUACUACGAAGUACACAGAAGAAUACGAGCGGUAGCAAGCCUAGCAUGGCGCUAGACUGGGAACAGGGCAAGACUAUGGAGUUGGAAGUCAUACUCGGCAACCCAAUUAGAAUCGCCCGGGAGAGAGGAUUCGAGAUGCCCAGGAUGCAAACACUGUACGCCCUGCUGCGAAUGGCACAAGAAACAAGAAACACAUCGAAGCAGAAGAGCAAAUUGUAG